Oncorhynchus tshawytscha (Chinook salmon) is the source of this 4221-nucleotide messenger RNA. RefSeq lists its product as uncharacterized. The transcript has 14 exons. The record is from RefSeq and is a predicted model, not a curated record. Lineage: Eukaryota; Metazoa; Chordata; Actinopteri; Salmoniformes; Salmonidae. Gene Ontology annotation, molecular function: protein binding. Bases 419 to 2929 code for a protein of 836 amino acids.
GUUCAUCCUUCCGUCAGACUAUUGACGAAGGCUUAUCAGAUGAAACUGGAAAAACAAGACAAUGUUUACCAAUAGUCUUGCUUGCCAAGCUCAUGACAAGACAGAUGUCAGAAGACACUAGUUUAGCAACUAUACCAGCCUCUUUGUUUGUUUUUUGGGGCUGUCUGAGGUAAGUGGAGUGCAGAGUGAUCUGACGUGUCAGAGAAAUUAUGUUAUCAGAUGAAACUGAAGAAUGGCCUCCUUGUGGUCUGAGACUGUCUGAGACUGCCCGAGGAUGUGCAGAGUGAUUGGAAUUGGCAGGGAACGCAUGACAGACAUAGUUGGGAAAUGCUGGUAAAAUAAAACCCAUAACAUUUUCAGAAACAUCAAGAUCACCAGUGUGCUGGAUUUAUCCAUUAUUUUCUAAGAUUGGGAAGACAUGGCUGCAGAGAGGUUGCAUGGUCCUCAAAGGCAUCGUCUGUGUCUGUGGAGGAAGAAUGUACAUGAUCUCUCCUGCAGGCUGCUGUGCUGCUGCUGCUCCUGUGUGGGAGGUGAGGACAAAGAACUACUACCAGACCAGAGCCAGAGAGGGCAGAGCGGGGAGAGGGAUACACAGCUGGAGUGGACUUGUCUGGGGGAUGACCAGGGGAUCUCAGGGGAGGGAGAGGCCAGUGCUAUCCACAUCACGGUGGAGGAUCUUGGGCUGGCCAACCCUAGCUUCACUCUGACCAAAGAGGUUGCACCAGUCCAGAUGCUCAGUGCUGUUAGUCCAUCUUCCAGCUCUGUGUCGGCCGUCCGCAGGGCACUGAAGAAGAAAAGACUGCUGAAGCCUCUGUGCUCCCUUCCUCUCCAGCCGGGAGGAGACCAGCCGGGAGGAGACCAGCCGGGAGGAGACCAGCCGGGAGGAGAGCAGCCGGGAGGAGAGCAGACAAAGAGGAGAAGCCAAGCCAGCGAGGAAGAGCCUGGGGCACACCAGAGGAGAAACAUUACAGGUGAGGGGGAGCAGAGUGAGGCAAUGGAGGAGAAGGAGCAGGAGAUGGAGGUAGCGAAGGAGGAGGACUCAAUUCUGUUUGACACACCUGGCGGCUCAGGUACAGGUAGCCUCCUCACCCCACCUGUCAUCAACCUGAUCCCUCCCACUCCCUCUGACGUCAUCGAUGAAGACCAGUUCUUUGAUGACAUCAUCUCGGACGAGGAGAGCGUGGCGCACACGUAUGGGACUGGUAGUGAUGGGAGUAGCAACACCGCCGGAGACCGGGAAGAAGAGGAAGAGGAGGAGAGGAUGGAGGAUUUGGACCAGGAGCCUGAAGAGGAGGGGACCAAGAGAGACGCAGAGACCCAGGAGAGGCAAAUGGUGGAUGGGAGUAAAGGGUAUCUGGGAGAACCAGACCAGGAGGUGCUCCUUCACGCUCCAGCCCCUGAGAGGGAGGGGGAGGUCAGGACUGCUGAGGAGAAGGAGAGACCCAAGCCCAGCUUCCUCUGUAGUGCCUACCAGGUGGCUCCUCUACCUGAGCCCCCCCGGAAGAGGAGCUUCAACUCGAGCAUCAAUCUGCUGUUGUUCACUGAGCACAAUCUGGAUGACUGGAGCAACGCGGACGCCAGUUGCCAUGAGUUCCUGAGAGCAGAACUGCGACUGCUUCCUCUCAGUACCAAGAUGGAGGCCUCUAUCUACCAAAGGAAACCUGGAGCAGCUUGUUCCUGCAGUCUGGGCGGGGCCACCACUGUGACCAUUCCUAGAAGCCACACCUUCCACUCCUUAUCCAAUCAGAGCCCUGACCACGCCCAGGAGGAGGAAGGAUCACCGCGGCAACGGCGCAUCACAGUUGCAUCAUUCAUGCCACAGCCUAAUGACCAGAAUGGAAGCUUCCCAGAGAAGGAUUUCGACAGACAAGGGGGAAAACCUCUAGGAGAGUUGAACACAGAAGAAGUCUGCCAGUGGUUCAGCAGUAUUGGCCUUCAGAAAAGCCUCCAGUUCAUCAGAGAGGCAGAGCUGUGUGGGGCUGAUAUAGCCUCCAUAGACCUCACCACCCUCGAUGUCCUUCACAUCUCCAGCGUGCAGGAGAGAGAGCAGCUUUUGUCAGCCAUCUACAGAGAACUGCACCCACCAUCCACAACCUCACAGAGACUGGACUUACUACUGGAAACCUUGGAUCCUAAUGACGUAGAGAAAUUCAUAGCAGCAUUAGUGAAUAUGAGCAAAUCAAAGUCCUCUCUGCAAAUAAACUGCCUCAACAUGAAUCCAAUGAAUUCCUUCAAGUUCAGCCCUAACCUGAUGGUCCAGAGGACCUCUCAGCUGAUGGAGAUCACCAUAAAUGGUUCUUCAGAGGAGCUGAUACCAGACCAACAUGUAUCUGAUCUGGUGAUCUCCGAGAACCAACAACUAGAGCUGCAGCUGUGCAAAAAAGCGAAGGCUAAAAGUGUAAGCAAGGCCCCAACCCCUGGUGUUAAUGGUUACCAUGACAACGGACAUGUCAGUCAGAACCGCCAGAUACAGCCGAUACAGGUGGUCAGCCUGCCAGGUAAAGAGGAAAAGAUCCGGGAGCUCAACCAACAGGUGGACUCUCUACAAAACGUUAUCCUACAGGUGCAGGAGAUCCACCACGGCCUGGUAGCAUUCUGUUCGGAGCUGAAGAGCAUGGGUGUAGAGGUGGACACGUCAGGGCUGAGCUUCCCUGAGCUGGAGCAGCGCCUGGGGCUGGCUAUGAGACUGCUCAGGGACAAGAGACACAGUCUACAGAGCCUCAGAGAGACCAUGAGAGAUGCAGGCGCUCACAGGAACAAGCCAUCAGAGGUUUGUCUUCUGGAUAAGAUGAAGUUGAACUGUCAGGUGUUUAAAGAAGAGAUCUCCCUGGUUUACAUCAACAGACAGGUGUCACGUCUACAGACAGCACUACAAGACAGUCUAGAAAAGGUGAAUGGGGUACCGGUGAAUGAUGAUGGGGUACAGUGAAGAGGAGCUGAGCCCCCUACUCCGCCAGGGACCAAGUGCUCAGAUAAUCAUCCUGAGGAGACCUCCUCCUCCUCCCAGACCCCCCCUUUGAAGCAACAUCCUCCAUUAGGAUACACCUAGUACCACCAGGCAAUCCCAUCAAGCAUGACAUUGACACCCAAUAGGCCACCAGGCUGAUCCCAUCUACCAUGAGAUUGACACCCCAUAGACACCAGGCUGAUCCCGUCUAUCUUUAAGCAUGACAGUGUAGUCCAGAACAGCACUGCCGCCCCCCGGCUCCAUGAGGUCUAAGUCCAUCAACCCUGUCAACCAACAAGCUGAGACCCACAACCUGGUAAACCCUGAGCCCCUCUCUACUCUACCACCACAAUGAGCAUCAGGAAUCUGGGGUCUCCACUGAGUCUCUCUACUCUACCACCACAAUGAGCAUCAGGAAUCUGGGGUCUCCACUGAGUCUCUCUACUCUACCACCACAAUGAGCAUCAGGAACCUGGGGUCUCCACUGAGCCUCUCUCUACUCUACCACCACAAUGAGCAUCAGGAACCUGGGGUCUCCACUGAGCCUCUCUACUCUACCACCACAAUGAGCAUCAGGAACCUGGGUUCUCCACUGAGCCCCUCUCUACUCUACCACCACAAUGAGCAUCAGGAACCUGAGGUCUCUACUGAGCCCCUCGCUACUCUGGAGACUGAGGUCUUUACUGAACCCCUCUCUAUUCUGGAGAUGGAGGUCUCUGGUCCAUAGUAAAGUAUGCCUGUUCCAUUUGUUAGUCCCUGUAUUGUCCAUAGUAAAAAAAAUACACCUGUAGAUCUGCUCGUAACAAGAAGGACUCUAGUGUCCUAGAGAACACAGUGUUAAUGUUUGUGAACUGUUUGCCCUGCUGAACAUACCGCAGAUAUGUUGUAAAGUAGUAGAUGUUUUAGUUUAGAUCGGAUGUUUCUGUUUCAUGUCAUUGUUAUUCGUCUCUGAUUCUGAUCAGAAGUACAUCCUUGUCUUUUGUUUUAUUGAUCCUUCAUUUAACCAGGAGGUCAGAAGAUCUCUUCAAGGGGAAGAGAUCUGUCAACUUCAUUAUGGGUUUGUCUUAAUGAUAUGUUCCCAUUGAAACCCACAUGGAUAGGACUCAACGUUUGGUUAAUACACACACAAUCCUAAUGUCUUAUCCAUAUCGUCCAUUGGAUGGGUGGAUCACUCAGAAACAAAUGUAUAAAAAUCAUAUUUCAUGGGAAAAAGAGAGAGUUUAUGUCCAUUCAACCAUGUCGGUGAGUUAAACAUGAAUAAAUCAACGUUUAAA